Messenger RNA from Dentiscutata heterogama, 332 nucleotides. Lineage: Eukaryota; Fungi; Glomeromycota; Glomeromycetes; Diversisporales; Gigasporaceae. The record is from the annotation of a GenBank genome assembly.
AUGCGAAAAUUUCUUGAAGAUUUACAAAGAAGAGGAGAAACAAUGCUACAAUUAGAAGAAGCUAUAGGAAACACAUGCCCAAAACAAAUAAGAUUUCUUUGUGAAAGUCUUGGUCAAACUGAUUUAAACCUGAAUAUCUUAUUACAAUAUUAUUAUCUGUUGGGAGAAAAGGGUCUUUCUAAUCUUCUAGUAACCCAAACUAUCACUUUUAAUGCUCUAGCAAAAAUGUAUAACAAGAACUUUAACUUGUUACUUCUAGAAGCUAGAACUCAACAAUUUCAAGAGAAUGCAAAAUUAAUUUACUUGUUUGAUACUUUCACAGGGGCUCAAGU